CACGAAAUCACACCCACAGAACUCGCCCACUCCGGAGAGUCUCUUUUGGGUCAUCCACAAGGACAUGACUCGUUGAUACUGUCCUAGAGAAUCCGAUGUGUAAUCGCAUGGGGCGUCAACUCUGCACCGGCUCACAGACAGCAGGGAAGAUCAAUCCGGAUUCCGGAUAUAACAUGUCGUAAGUAGACUAGAAAACAAAUGACAGAACGGGUUCAUUCAAUACGCUUUGGGAACGCGAGGAACAGGACAGCGCUUGCAGGUUCUCCCGAGGGUCCCAUGAACGAAAGCCAACAGGGGACUCUGAAGCUGGCUGAUAUAACGUGACGAAUUCAGCGGAUCCAACCUAGAGGAUAAUAACCGGGGUCCACACGUAUACACACACACACAGCAAGAUGUGGGGGUCCACCAUGGAAUACUUCAUGUUUCUGCUCGUUCCUUGCGUUUUUGGUGCAAGUAAGACGCGGAUUAUCCUCCCUGGAUACGAGACAGUAAAUACUAGGAACACCACUCGGGACAGGACGAAAGCACUGACAACGUCGGGCAAAGAGUGUGCCUUCCCAUUUCGUCAGGGUGGAAUAAUCCACCACCAGUGCAUCACCGUGCGAUCGUCCAGACCUUGGUGUUCCCUCACACACAACUUUGACCGGGAUUUCCAGUGGGGUUUCUGUGUGCCUGUGGUCUCCCAACCCAACGUGGUGCUCCACUCGUCGAGGAGACGUCUUCUGGACCCGUGUCAGGUGAACCCUUGUCAAAACGGCGGCCUGUGCAGCCUCGUGCCCCACAUAGACUCCUUCGAGUGUUCCUGCCCGGAGAGCUUCAGCGGGCGUCUGUGUGAGCACACCAAGUGCUACGAAACAGGACACCUGCGCUUUUAUGACAUAGGAGAGUCCUGGGGACGCAUUCACCUCCGCAACGUGGAACAGUGCUCAUGCGUGGCCGGGGAGACCAGGUGUGAAAGAGUUCGCUACACAGGGUGUCAUUCCAACCCCUGUGAGAACGAGGGGACCUGCCGACAGAUCUCUGACACCGGGGACCGAGUGUGCCACUGCAGGCCCCGCUUCUCCGGGCCCCUGUGCAGCCUGGAGGCUGAGACCAAGUGCUACAGCAGCCGGGGGCGGGGCUACCGCGGCGUGGUGGGCGUGGCCCUGUCGGGGGCCCGAUGCCUGCCCUGGAACUCGGACCUGCUGCACAACGAGCUGCACCUGGGCACCGUGGAGGGGGCCCGCGGCAAGGGCCUGGGGGCCCACAACUACUGCAGGAACCCCGACGGGGACACACGGCCCUGGUGCUACGUCCUCGACGGCGGCGCCAUCUCCUGGGAGCCCUGCGACGUCCCGACGUGCAGCAGCGUCACCUUUCGCAGGAUGGUGCUCACCAACCAUCGCCCCGGAAUCACCCAGACCAUCUCCACUCGGCCCUUCAAGACGCCCUCGUGCGGCCGGCGCCACAAGAAGAGGAUCGCCCGGGGGCGCAUCAUCGGGGGGUCCUCGGCGCUCCCGGGGGCCCAUCCCUGGAUGGCCGCCAUCUACUCCGGCCGCACCGACUUCUGCGGCGGGACCCUCAUCGCCUCCUGCUGGGUGCUGACGGCGGCCCACUGCUUCCUGAACAACCCCCUGAUGUCUACCAUCCGGGUGGUCCUGGGCCAGCAGAACUUCAACGUCUCGGGGCCGGACAGCCGGACCUUCGGCGUGGACCGCUACGUCCCCCAUGAAAAAUUCUCAGUUUUCAAUCCCACUCUGCACGACAUCAUGCUGGUGAAGCUGACGAAGGUGAACGGCGUCUGCGUGAAGAAGUCCCAGUUCAUCCGGCCGAUCUGCCUCCCCGAGCCCGACAUGAAGUUCCAGGACGGGUUCUGCUGCUCCAUCAGCGGCUGGGGCCACACGGAGGAGGCGAGGACGCAGUACUCCACCCUGCAGGAGGGCAGGGUGCCCCUGGUGCCUCAGGACUACUGCACCCGUCCUGAGGUCUACGGAGACCAUGUGACCUCCAACAUGCUCUGCGCUGGAAACGGCAAUUGCGUUGACGCCUGUCAGGGAGACUCCGGGGGUCCGCUGGCGUGCUCCCAAGGGGACGUCAGCUUCCUGUACGGCAUCAUUAGCUGGGGGCACGGCUGCAGGCAGGGCAAGCCCGGCGUCUACACCCGCGUGGCCAACUACAUGGAGUGGAUCAACAGGGUGCUGAAACGCAAACCCCGCCGCCGCCAAGUCCCCUGACCACGCACACCCACCCCUGAACUGAUCUAUAUAUACAUAUAUAUAUAUAUAUAU
Molecule: messenger RNA, 2267 nt
Organism: Gadus chalcogrammus (walleye pollock)
Lineage: Eukaryota; Metazoa; Chordata; Actinopteri; Gadiformes; Gadidae
Gene: hgfac
Product: hepatocyte growth factor activator
Exons: 14
Coding region: 393-2213 (606 amino acids)
Biological process (GO): zymogen activation; blood coagulation
Cellular component (GO): extracellular region
Molecular function (GO): serine-type endopeptidase activity
Source: RefSeq, a predicted model, not a curated record